AUGACGUUAUUGCCUGGGGAAGGGUCCAUGGCGUCGGACGGUGCUUUGGAGGGAGGGCCUGUACGGUUGAAAGAAGCGCCGUCCGGUUUAGCCCUGCUCCUCCAGGAGCCCUCGACCUCACCUUCGAUGCAGGGGCCGGCUCUGCUGAGUAGCGCGUCUGCGUCGUCCGCUCAUCUGCUUGAAUUGGCGGGUGAUUCUGUAUCACAGAGGGUGGUGAAUCAGGUGCUGGCUGUGACUGACAGCACCAGGCAGCAGUGGCAUCAGUCGAGGAUCAACUUUCCUGUCUUGAAGCAAGAGUUGCAGAUCAUCUUAGACGAGGAGCGGUUUUCUGAGACACAAGGGGAGGCAAAGGCAUGGGCGUUCCCCCUUGACUUGCAGUCCAUGGGGCGGUUAGGGGUUGCCGAGGCAGUCUACAUGGACGUCAAGAGCGCAAGCGGGGACUGCAAGUUUGACAGCACACAGCUGCGGUUGGAGAGCCAGAGCAACUUCAGCAGCCUGAGGACCAAUUGUUGCGUGUUCAAGGGCAGCUGGAUGUACGAGGCCACCUUGAUAACCGCAGGUAUUCAACAGAUCGGAUGGGCCACCCUGCGCUGCCCGUUCACAAACGAGGAAGGCGUGGGAGACGCCCCUGACAGCUUUGCGUACGACGGCAAGCGUGUCAGGAAGUGGAGCGUCAAUUGUCAGCAGUAUGGCCAGCCGUGGGUCCCAGGGGACGUAGUGGGGUGCUGCAUAGAUCUGGAGAAGGGAGAGGUGUCGUUCUCGAGGAACGGAAUCUCUCUUGGUGUUGCCUACAAAGGCAUUAAGAGGUUGGCCCCAGGCGCGGCCUACUUCCCCGCCGUCUCGCUGUCUCACGGGGAGGCAUGCGAGCUCAACUUUGGCGCCAAGCCGUUCGCCUAUCCAGUAGCCGAUUUCCUGCCCCUACAACCGCCUCCCCGAGUUCGGGCCAAGCGCACCGUUCUCAUCCCCCCCACUCAGAAGCCUUUGGUGGAGUCCCCAGACAGCCACUCCCCUGUGACCACCCCUCAAACUGAGGGCGGCACAAGCGGCCCCAUCGCAGUACCCACCCCAAAGCAGCCGCUGAACGCAGUUUCCCCUCCCCCGCUCUCGUUGCCCUUCUCGUCCGUCCCCGACAGAUCUCCGUGGCAGGGCCCCGUAGAGAUGGACUCAGACAGUCCGGAGCCCCUGCCAAACCUCACCCCCGUCUCCUCCCCGAAAGAUGAGGGGAUCCCCUCCGAGCCAAGCAAGUCGAGCAAGCCAUUGACCCUGCCGGAGAUCCUGGCCGCCCCCCGCGCCAAGUACCUUCUGAAGUGCCUCCAGCGGUUGAUCGAAAUUCAACCCCCCUCGUUGCGCGGCGGGCGCGCCCCCCUCCGCCCCCAUGACACUCUCCUCUUCGCCUCCUUGCUUGUGGAGCAGCUCGCGCCGCUGCUCUUGGCGACCGUUCCCAGCCAACCCCCCCGUGUGAAACCCACCCGGCUGAAGCAGCCGAAGCAGCAGCCGUCGGUGCCGUUCUUUGUCGUGUGGGACGCGCUCGUGCCGUGGCUGGUCCAGCUCGCAGAGUCCAAGCCUCAGACGCUCGACAAGGCGCUCGAAGUCCUGCUUCUCUGCUUGGAGCCGCACGAACUGGCGCUCGUCAUUCCGGAGAUCAUGGCGGCGCUCGCGUACGGGUGUCGGACGGCCGUGGUCGCGUCCGAACGGUUGCCGCACACGGGGGGGUAUCCGUACCUGAAGCUGGCGUGCGCGCUGGCGGCGCGGAAAAAAGUGCUCGAUUGUUGGUGGCGUAGCUGGGGCUUCGAGGAGUCGCUCGAGGGGCUGCUGACCAAGAAAGCCGUCAAUAAGAAUGACCUCGCGGAGCUGCUGCCGCAGGUCUGGUGGCCCACUUACCGAGACUUCCCGAGCACCGAGGCCGCCUUCAAGGCCGCAACCAAGUCCCUCAUGGUUGCCGUCGAUAAGAUCGAAGAGUUGCAGGUGCGGCUGUGCGUUAGCCUCCUCGACUUUACGCCCUCCCCGCCACGUCCCCCUCCAACUUCGGAACCGGCGGGGCCGUCCCGGAAGCAAGAAAGCGGCGAUGCCCAGGACAAUGUGUCUCGGAUCCAAAGUGGGCAGGCAGAGCUCAACUUCGGGACUAUGUCUACGAUGAGUCAGUCUUGGCAGAAUCUCGCACAGGCAGUCGGCAGCAGUGGGCUUGCGGGUGUGGCACGGGGGGAAGGGGUCGGGGAGCUCGGAAGAGAGACCGGUUCGCAGCGACAGGACGAGGGGACUAGCGGCCGCGGGGUCGAAGAAACGGACGCGGGCGCGUUGCGGGAAAGGCGGGCUGGGCCCGAGGGGGGGCCGUCAACGAGCGCCGGUGUGGCGGAAGGGAGCGCGUCGGUUCCGAGGGGCAAGAGAACGCAGGGCGGCGGCAGUUGGCAGUCUGCGGCUCCAACGCGAGAGCCGAUGCUGAGGGGGGGCGCUUUCAAGCAUUUUCUCUUGUGGCUGCUAAAGAAGAACAAGGGGCUGCACCGGAAUGUGCCCCCCCCCGGACUGUCGGACAAUUCUGUACUCGUGUCAGUGUACUUUGCUUUGUUGCGGAUUUUAUUCGAGGGGAGCGACGCUGUGAGGGCGCUAGGGGAAGGGGAGAGUGCGGAGAGGGAGCGAAACGGGCUGCUGAGUCGCGGAGGGGUGCGGUCGUUUCCUGUAAAACUGUUUUUGCGGUCGGACGGGCAUAUUGCGGACCUGUCUCGGCUGGGGGGCCUUUACAGCCACUUGUCGAAGGAAGUUCCUUGGGGGAAGUCAGACGCGCGCGAGAUUUCGUGGGUGGAGAAAAACGGAGAGGUCGUUCCUCAGGGAGAGGAUGCGCAACCGGUGCCAUCCGAAGCCAGCGGAAGCGCAACGGCGUCGCCGUCAGAUGCGAUGGAAACCGACGAGCGGGCCGGCCCGCUGGCCAGCAGCGGCUCGCACGCCAGCCCGGCCGGCCCCGCUGACGUCAGCGCCACGUCAUCGAGCGGGGCCGCCCCCGGAGCGUCGGCGGUGCGCGAGGCGGAGCUCCUGGACGUGCUGAUCGUGCUGUACAAUAUGGGGAUCGCGAGCAACUUCAAGCAGGCCAGCCACUUUCUGCAGAACCAGAUGCACAACAUCGCGCAGCUGGACGAGACGGACCGCCAGCUGGCGGCGGCGCGCCCGGACCAGCAGCGGACGCUGCGCGACGUGCGGGCCGUGUUUGUGGACGACGUGGCGGAGAACGCACGCUGGUCGGCGUGGUCGCGCGUGACUCUGUCCAGUUCGUGGAAGCAGGAGGCCAUGUAUGCGGCAUGCGCCUGGGUGGUGCAGAUGCUGCUGGCGGCCAGCAAGCGGGGCACCGUCUUCAGCUAUGUGCCCGAGGUCUACGUCGAGUCCCUGGUGGACUCGUUCCACGCCAUCCGCCGCAGCGACCCGCCCUUCCUUCCCCCCCUCGGGCUGCUCCAGAACGGGCUCCCCCCUCUAGUUACAUUCCUGGUGACGCACUUUACGGACGCCCGCAUUGCCAACCCGGACGUCCGAGACGUAUUGCUGCAGUCCAUCAGCGUGCUUCUAAAUUACAAGGAGUACGUGGCGGCCUUCGAGCGCAACCGCGCCGCGCGCGAGAGCCUCAUCCCGGCCCUGCUGCACUCGUUCGACAACCGCUUCUGGAUCCCAAUCUCCAAUAUCCUGCUGCGAAUGGUCAAGGGCUCCGGGUUUGGCGCGUCGCGGCCGUCGCACCAGGGGCUGGAGUCGCAGGUGUUCCAGUGGCUGAUCAAGGACACGAUCGCCGCAGACGACGCGCUGGCCAGCUCCUUCCUCAACCGGCUGUUUAACAUGCUCAACUGGACCGUCACCGAGUUCAGCGUCGCCAUGAAGGAGAUGCAGGACCUGCUCGCGCGCCGCCAGGUCCCCGAGCUGCAGCAGCGCAAGUGCGCCAUCAUGUUUGAGCUGAGCUGCAAUCUGGAGCGCAUCCUGGAGUUCCUCUCGCAGGAGCUGCCCGGCCUCUUCCUCGCGGGGCCCGAGAUGAACCUCAGCCGCCUCUGCGAGCUCAUCACCUUCGUGCUCAACCACACCACCGCCGGGCCCGACGCGGGCCUCUUUGACCGGACCCUCCGGCUGCAGAUGCAGUCCCUGGAGAAGAUCAGCCGCCCCAUGAUUUUGGCCCCCCUCAUCGGGAUCGUCAUCAACCUUGCGGCCGCCCCUACGCGCGUGCGGGGGCUGCAGCACGACAUUGUGCGCGCGCUCGCGGCCGCCGACGCGACGGCCGGGUCGAGCGCCAACUUCGAUUACUUGCUCGAGUUCAACUGGGGGGACGCGUUCAAGGGGGAUCCCUCGCUGCACCGCGUGGCGGAGCUCAAGAGCUUCGUGCGGCGUUACAAGCAGGAACUUGAGGACCUGCGGCAGCGCAAUGCCGACGAGAAGGAUCGAAAAGCUGCCGCCAAAGGCAAGGCUGUGGUUGAUUCUGUUGGGGCCACCGAGGAUGGGGAUCAGAUGGACGAAGACGGGGAGCUUUGUCCCAUAUGCUAUGCGUACGAGGUAGACACAGUGUUUGAGCCGUGCUUGCACGAAUCGUGCAAGCGGUGCAUCUCGCGGCAUUUGCUCAACAACAAACGAUGUUUCUUUUGCAACGCGGAAGUGACCGAGCUAGUAAGCAAAUAG
Messenger RNA from Klebsormidium nitens, 4635 nucleotides. The record is from the annotation of a GenBank genome assembly. Lineage: Eukaryota; Viridiplantae; Streptophyta; Klebsormidiophyceae; Klebsormidiales; Klebsormidiaceae.